Messenger RNA from Musa acuminata AAA Group (dessert banana), 2644 nucleotides. Its product is annotated as cell division cycle 20.2, cofactor of APC complex-like. Gene Ontology annotation, cellular component: anaphase-promoting complex. The record is from RefSeq and is a predicted model, not a curated record. NCBI's taxonomy places the organism in Eukaryota, Viridiplantae, Streptophyta, Magnoliopsida, Zingiberales, Musaceae. Bases 863 to 2158 code for a protein of 431 amino acids. Gene Ontology annotation, biological process: positive regulation of anaphase-promoting complex-dependent catabolic process; positive regulation of ubiquitin protein ligase activity; anaphase-promoting complex-dependent catabolic process. The transcript has 4 exons. Gene Ontology annotation, molecular function: anaphase-promoting complex binding; ubiquitin ligase activator activity; protein binding.
AUGCCGUUACCUUAUUAGUUAAACAUAGCGGGACGUUUCAACGUCAGUACACAUUGGUCGGUUGAAUAUAACGGCACGAUUUCACGAUAUAACACAAGGCUGGGUCGGUGGCGUCUAUAUAAGCCGAGACCACCCUGUUUCGCACCUCAUAACCUCUGUCUUCUCUCUCGCGCGCUCUCCUCUCGGCUCUCCUUUUGCUCUCUUGGCGAUCUCGUCUUUCUGCGAAGGUCGGAGCUGCUCUCCGACGAAAGGACAAAGCUUCGAGCGAUCGUCGGCUGGGAGUGAGCGUCCUCUCCUCUGAUUUAGGGGAGAAUUUAGAUUCUUGUCGUGGUGAUCUCAUUCCUUUACCUUUGCUUGAGGUUUCGUUUCGCUUCGCUCUCGAAAUUUUUUAGGGUUCAAGAUAUUGUUGAAUUUUGAUGAUUUGGCUUCGUUUUGAUUGAUAUAAUUGACAAUUUCGGUGACCAAAAAUCAGAAAAUUUGUUGUUCUCGGGGUUCUCUUUGAUCAAUUCUUCGUUAGGGGAGUGAGCGUCCUCUCCUCCGAUUUAGGGGAGAAUUUAGAUUCUUGUCGUGGUGAUCUCAUUCCUUUACCUUUGCUUGAGGUUUCGUUUCGCUUCGCUCUCGAAAUUUUUUAGGGUUCAAGAUAUUGUUGAAUUUUGAUGAUUUGGCUUCGUUUUGAUUUAUAUAAUUGACAAUUUCGGUGACCAAAAAUCAGAAAAUUUGUUGUUCUCGGGGUUCUCUUUGAUCAAUUCUUCGUUAUCGAUCGUCUGGGUUUUCAAGUUUCUUUUGGGAAGUUCGAUCUUUCUGGUUUUCUUGUUCGUCUCUCGUCACCUCGGCGUUUCUCGUUCUGGUUUCGAUUCGCAAGAUGGCUUCUUGUCGUUCCAGGCGUGUGGAGUACGACCGCUUCAUCCCGUUCCGAUCGGCGAUGGACAUGGACUUCGCGCGCUGUGCUCUAACCAUGCCUUCCAGACCUCAGCGUGAUGGUUCGAUAGAAUCCCCAUCGAGUGUGGCGUACCAAAAACUUCUUGUUCAAUGUAUUUUGAAGAACAGAUCUCGCAUCUUCGCAUUCAAGAGUGCACCCGAAUCACCGGCCCACAAGGUGUCCCAAUUUGACGAGGACAAUCGACCGCACAAGAAGCAACAGAGGCGAAUCCCAAAAGAUGCAGAUAGGGUUUUGGCUGCUUAUGAUAUCUUAGAUGAUGAUAGGUUGAAUCUACUCGACUGGGGAAGCAAUAACAUGUUGGCGAUUGGCCUCAAUGACAAAGUGUGCCUAUGGAAUGCUGCGAAUAAGUCUAGUACGGAGUUUUCACGAGCCCUAGAAGACAACAGCCCUGUCACUAGCAUCAGCUGGUCCCCAGACGGCAAAGUUCUAGCUGUGGCAUUAGGCAAUUCAGAUUUAGAUCUGGUUGAUGCAGCAACAAGACGUGUGUUGGUUGGGAUCCAAGGUGACAGCCACUCCUUUGUUUGUUCACUUGCGUGGAGAAGUAAUGCAAUCUUGACGGUUGGGAGAUCCGAUGGUAGUAUUGUUGAUUAUGACAUUAGAAAAGAUGACCGGGCCAUCUGUGACUAUAGAGGGCAUCGACUAGAAGUUUGUAGUCUUAAAUGGACCGAGUUGUUUGGGCGGUAUCUGGCAAGCGGAGGGAAGGACAAACUUGUGCACAUAUGGGACACCCGCAUGGCUGUUGCAAAUCACCAUCCGCGCCAACAUCAAUUGCUUCACAAGAUCAGCAACCACACUUCCACUGUGAGGGCCCUUGAUUGGUGCCCUACCAGGAGCAAUCUGCUGGCUUCUGGUGGAGGACGCAAUGAUCAUUGCAUUAAGUUUUGGAAUGCUGUUAAUGGUGUUUGCUUGAACUCGAUUGAUACCGGUUCUGAAGUUUGUGCGUUGUUGUGGGACAAGAACAAAUCUGAAUUGCUGACCUCCCAUGGGUUUCCAAACAAUCAACUCACCCUGUGGAAUUACAUAUCCAUGACGAGAAAAGCUGAGCUUUUUGGUCAUUCAUCACGUGUUCUUUACUUGGCUGGGAGCCCAUUGGGAGGUGUAGUAGCUUCUGCAGCAGAAGAUGAGACACUCAAGUUCUGGAAUGUCUUUGAGACUCCCAAACCACCAAAACCUGAAGCAAACACUGUGCCCUUUGCCCAAUUUAGUGUCAUAAGAUGAAAAUGCUGAUGGUUGGAAAAGACUAUGAGAGUAAUACGGAAAACUUCUUUAGUGCUUGACAAGAAGAUCCAUUGUUGAUAGCGUUGCAUAGAGUAGUUUAUGGCAUCAAAGAGGCAACAUAUUUUCAUACAAGCAUCAUACAUUUAAGAUCUUCGGAUACGAGUGCAAGCGCAUAAGUUAAGAUUUUUCUUGCUGAUUAGCUGUUGCAUUGUAGCAGACUAGUAGCAAUCUUCAUGAGAUUGUUAGAGAAGCUUGCUAAGUUUCAUACAAAUGCUCACCAACUAAUGACAUGGCUACUGUUUCAGUAUUUUGAAUUAUGUUGUUGCAGUCAUCUUUCACGAGUUUCAGCAUCCACGUGCUGUAGUUUGAAUCUGCUACUUGGACAAAGAGACCCGGAGCAUUGAUGCUUCACUUAUUAGAAUUUGAGAAUCAGGGACAAAAAUACCCAGAGCAAAGAUGCUUCACUUAUAGAAUUUGAGAAUCAGG